Oikopleura dioica is the source of this 2817-nucleotide messenger RNA. The record is from the annotation of a GenBank genome assembly. NCBI's taxonomy places the organism in Eukaryota, Metazoa, Chordata, Appendicularia, Copelata, Oikopleuridae.
AUGGAACCGACCGGGGAAAUAACCUUGGUACACAUACAAGCAGCCCUCGAGUCACUGUACAAUGAUCCGAAUCCACAGAACAAGGAUGCUGCCCAGAAAUGGUUGAUCAAAGCGCAACGAGAUAAAUCCGCCUGGAAUUGGUGCUUCCAGCUUUUAAACAGUGCAUAUUCCGUAGAAGUACAGUAUUUUGGCGCAAAUGUGCUUCAUUACAAAAUUGCCAACUGCUGGAAUGAAAUUCCACAGGAACAAAUUGCUGAUCUUCGCCAGACUCUCAUGGAAACAGUGUUUCGCUAUGCAACAGGCCCGAAAAUCGUGCUCACAAGAACAUGCGUUGCUCUUGCUGCUCUCGUCCUCCAUCUAGUUACUGGAUAUUGGGAUACAGCUGUCAAUGAUAUUAUCCAUACACUGAAGAACGUCGAUUUUGCCGGAGCUACAAUGGUUCAAAAGUUCAUCGCCUUGCUAGAAAUUCUCACCGUCUUGCCAGAAGAAUUACAAACCUCCCGACUUGACAAAGCAACUCGACGAGAUGUUCGGGUCGGUUUAACGAAGGGUGCAGAACAAGUUCUUGCCCUUCUGCUGCAGAUUUUAACAGAUGCUUCCAGUGAUAAUUGUGCGAAGGAAAAAGCGCUAAAAUGCCUGGCCAGCUGGCUAGUUCUCGAGCUACCUCCCGAUUUGACUACCAACCACGUUUCCUUAUGUUUUGAUUUUAUCCGUCAACGAGAAUUGUUUGAAGUAUCAGUCGAGGGAAUUCUAGCUGCUCUCAAUUCAGCCCACACUCAUGCUUAUCCCGCGUCGAUAGAGGCGAUUUUCCCCAAGGUUCUUGCUCUUGAUCCAUUGCUAAAUGAAGCCAUAAAAAAUCAAGACCAAGAAAGCCUCCUCGGCAUAUCGAAAAUUGUGUGCGCUCUGUGCGAGCAUCAUACUCGUUUGUUACUGGCGAAGAUUGAACCCUUCGGCGCGCAGCUCAUCCAAAUGGUCCUCAAAAUUACCUCAUUUCCUUUGCAGUAUCCCACUGAAGAAGCGGCAAGUCCAAUUUCGUUCUCCUUUUGGUACUCGUUGCAGGACGAGUUUGAUGCCAUGGACCAGCAGAGACAGCAGAAUUGGGGAAGGUUUAUCCAUACGCUGUUUUUCACGCUUGUAGACAAACUAGUCGUGAAAUGCAAACAUCCCGACAUGUCGAAAUGGUCAGCUGAAGAAAAAGAGCAGUAUCGAGUCUAUCGGAUUGACGUUUCCGACACUCUUAUGUACAUUUUUAAUUUACUCGGCCCCGGAAUGCUUCAAUUUCUCGUCGACAUUCUCGUUCGUCAGUGUAGUCAAAUGCCCAACUACGAUUGGGGCAUUGUGGAGAGUCUGCUUUUCUGCUUCUAUUCGAUUGUCGAGUCGUGCGAUGCAGAGGGCGACUUUAUGACUCCAGUAGUCAACAUUUUACCUAAGCUUGAUAUGACUAAUCAGUAUCUUGCUGAAACUUGCAUGUACACGGUCGGCGCUUUAGCCGAGUGGCUGACCUACCGCACCGAGUAUCUGCCCGUGCUGUUACCUAUCGUCAUUCCUGGCCUGCGCGAUCCUUCCCUCGCGCUUACUGCUGUAUUAACCCUCAAGCGCAUCACGCGCGAGUGUCGAUUCUGCGAAUGCUUCACCAAGGGCACACUCUCAAUUGAACUCGUUGUUGCCAUGCGCGAUGCUCUUCAUGUUGGGCAUCUCAAAGGACAAGAGUCCGGCUGGCUCGUCCAAUCUAUAGGUCACGUACUUUCCGCUUUGCAAGAAGAUGAAUGCUUGAAGCAACUUGAACUCGUUAUUGCACGAUAUGUGGUGCGCGUUGAGCAACUCUGCCAACAACAACCGACACAACAAAACAGAGCAGCUCUUAUCGAAGACAUUUCACUACUAUCACACUUACAAUCGACGCUCGACAGAGCGAAACAAGACGAUGCUGGAAAUAUCAUCGUCGUAAAUCAGCGUCCCGCCGCGCUGGUGCUCGAAAAAAUGAUUCCUCUUUUAAAAGAAGUUGUUAAACGAUACUUCGAAGAUGCAGAAACUAUACACGUUGUCACCCAGUUCUUCGACAAAUCCAUCAAAACGAUGAUGGACCACGCCACUGUUUUCGUCACGCCAAUCACUGAACUCCUAGUUCAAAUCACUCCCAACUCAUCUGCAUUAGUUGAAAUAAUUCAGCAAAUCAUUUCUGUCUAUUCUGAUGUCAAGCAGCCUGAAUGCCAUAAACUCCUUCAAUGUAUAUCCUGUCACUUACAGCAUCUCACCAAAGCCGGAGGUCUUCCUCACAAUCCUGAUAUAGUUUCAUCCUCACUAGAUUUAUACGCUAAUCUGAUCCGCAAAAAGACGCCAUUUAUACUCGCCGCGCUUCCUCCAAUCGAAGGCAUGUCCAUGAUGGAACAUGCCGGAAAACUGAGCCACAGUGGACUCUACUUCUGCGAGCCGCCAGUCGUCAAAGCGGCCAUUUCACUCAUUACAGAGGCUUCAAGGCAAGCAUCUUUGCAAGAGAUGAUCACUCACUUUGGCCAGGCGUGGCUUCUGGCGCUGAUGGACAACAUCACGGGCAACGCUGGACGGCAGUUAUUGGACUUUAUAGCCGAUGGACUAUUUGCACUGUCGAAGCCAAACGUGACCGUUUUCUCGCAGUGGAUGAAUUUUUGGAAAAACGAGCGCAUUAAAAAAUUUGAAGCCGCAAAUGGCAAAGAGACGGAAGCCCAGCGAAAUCAUUUUAUACAGCAAUUAAUACGAGAAAGAACGAACAAGCGAAAAGUUCGCGAGAUUUGCACGCAAUUCUCCAUGCUCGCCCGUGGCCUCCAUGGAGUCAGUUAG